Molecule: messenger RNA, 3513 nt
Organism: Harpegnathos saltator (Jerdon's jumping ant)
Lineage: Eukaryota; Metazoa; Arthropoda; Insecta; Hymenoptera; Formicidae
Product: NAD kinase
Exons: 8
Coding region: 1206-2510 (434 amino acids)
Biological process (GO): NADP+ biosynthetic process; NAD+ metabolic process
Molecular function (GO): NAD+ kinase activity
Source: RefSeq, a predicted model, not a curated record
CGCCUCGAUGACUACUAGAAUAUGCAUGAAAGAAACGUACAACUCUCGUGAAAGGAAAGAAACACUGCAAACUAAUUUUACAUAUUUCCACCGAAAUGUGUACGGUAAGCGAGAGCUGAGAACAGUGCACUUUAUCGCGAGAUUAUGCCUAUAAUUACCCAUCGCUGCGCAUCACUUCAUUUUGUUCAAGCAGACUUGCGUAAUCGACGUGCAAACUGAAUCGCCGACUGAAGAGUUUCACGAAGAUUGCAAUUGACAUUAAAAUAAAGACCGAGCGCGAUGAUAACGGAACGCCAUUAUAUUAAAUUAUAUCGUCAUCUACUUCUCUCAUUCAUCGAUAAGUGAAAUUCUCCGUUUCUUCCGCGAGAAGUAGGUCGCAAAUACGUGCUAGUAUACGUGAAACGAGAACGGAGUUUACGCGACCGGGUAUGUCGAACAGUCUUCUUAUACUUGCAUCUUUUCGAUAAAAAAAAAAAGAAAAAAAAAAAAAAGAGUUCAAGGCUCGUCGCAAAAAGCCGCGAAAUUAAACUCGACCUGAGAAUUAUUUAAAAUCCGCGAUCGAUGCGCAAGAGCGGGGAGGACACGCGCGGUGUCCGUCCUUCCUAUAGACGCAGCAGUUGUGUUGUGUGGCCUUCGUGUGGCAUCGUUAGCUUUUUGUGCGAAUAAUGAGGAGUAAGCGCGUUAUCGCCACUCGUACCAUUUGAAAAAAUGUCACGAUUAGCCACACAGGCACGAUAUACUUUCAGUCGCAUUCGGUCGAAACCGCGAGAGCAACCUCUCGCGAAAGGAGGUCUUCGGAUGUCACGAGCGAUUACUGUUGCGCAAGAAAGAAAGCGCAUAGUUCGCUAUACGUCUGAAAGUAGCGCGCGCAGAAAACACGUGUUGAAAGCGAGCAGCAGCUCUGAUUGCCGAGGCGACGCGCACGAAACUAAUCGCGAUAUCAGAGCAGCGCAACUGUGAGAACUCGCUCGAGUUGCCGAAAGGAGCCGCGAUGCGGAAAGCGGUGCUAGGACUCACACACGCUGUCCGUUCGUGAUGGAAAUGACACGUAGAAACAAAAGCGUUCACCCGUAAUCCCGUGCCAAACAUGCAAUCUCGCAACAGUGGACUCGGACAAUUUUAUCAGACUUAACCUAAUCUAAUCGCGGGGAGUCAAAUACACGUGGCGAAAUUAAGCAAGGAAAUGUUCUUCGGCUCUGACGGACAUGGUGAAGGAAAAACCGCGUAGUCGAAGCGUGAGCGAUUUGCUCGAUUGGAGAUGCGUAGCCGAAUGCAAGAACACCGUCGCCGUGAUCGACGAUGGAGGACUCUUUUUGGAGGACCGUGAUAAGGAGCCGGAAACUCGUAGACGGAAACGAUCCGAUACAUGGCCGAGGACAAGGAGUUUAAAUGCACCCAAUCCGUAUCAUCUGUUCGGGCGAUGCGGGCGUAUCAUGAAAAAUUCUGCGUCCAUUGUAGCUAUCCAAGACCCGGCUUCUCAGAGGUUGACGUGGUACAAACCACCGCUUACUGUUCUGGUCAUCAAAAAAGUUCGCGACUCGGCGGUCUUGCCGCCGUUUGUGGAGAUGGUCACAUGGUUAAUACAGGAAAAGCAAAUGGUGGUCUUUGUGGAAGCUUCUGUUCUGGAAGAUCCGGCUUUAGCCAAAGACCCUAGAUUUCAAGCUGUGCGUGACAAAUUGCAAACUUUUAGGGACGGAGAUGACUUGCAGGACAGGAUAGAUUUCAUAAUUUGUUUAGGCGGUGACGGCACUCUUCUCUACGCUUCUCUGCUGUUCCAACAGUCAGUGCCGCCUGUGAUGGCAUUCCAUCUUGGUUCCUUGGGCUUUCUCACUCCCUUUGAGUUUGAUAAUUUCCGAGACCAAGUAACGAACGUUCUCGAAGGUCACGCAGCCUUGACUCUAAGGAGUCGUCUUCGAUGCAUUAUCGCGCGCAAGGACGAUGGCGAUCAACCGGACAAACCACCUACGAAGCUGCUGGUGCUGAACGAAGUGGUGGUAGAUCGGGGGCCCUCACCUUACCUGUCAAACAUCGAUCUCUUUAUUGACGGCAAGCACGUGACAAGCGUCCAGGGUGAUGGCUUAAUCGUAAGCACGCCAACCGGAUCGACUGCCUACGCGGUUGCCGCCGGUGCCAGCAUGAUGCACCCUUCAGUUCCUGCCAUCAUGAUCACACCGAUCUGCCCUCACUCUUUGUCCUUCAGGCCGAUCGUCGUACCUGCCGGCGUCGAACUCAAGAUAAUGGCGAACAACCAGGCCCGUAGUACAGCUUGCGUCUCUUUCGACGGUCGCAAUCAGCAAGAGCUGUGUGUUGGUGACAGCUUAAAAGUGACUACUUCUAUUUACCCGGUGCCUAGUAUUUGCGCGACCGAUCAGAUCACCGACUGGUUCGAUUCACUAGCCGAAUGUCUUCACUGGAACGUGAGGAAGCGACAGAAGCAUUUGGAUGAACUGAGCGACCUUACACAUUCGUCCAGCAACGACACUCUGGACUCUCUCGAUCGGGACAGCUAAGUCGUAUCGUCCACAAACGGCAAACACAAUAGCACACAAUCGACAAUAUUUGGCCAAGUCUUCACGCACUCGACUGAGAAACCCCAUGAAUCAAAAAUCGACCGGACGGACAGUACAGUAAACUGUACUGAUACAGCGCCCCCGAUUGAUUCGUCGGAAUGAAGGGCUUUAAAAUGCGAUAUUAAGAAAACCGCGUGUAUAUGUCAAGGAGCGAUCACACAAAGUUAGUAUUUUAUCGAUGUCUUUUUCGCGCAUCUCGUAACAUUUUCGAUGACACAAUGAGCAAUCGAGGAAUUAACGAGGGGGAAAUAUCGUGCUAGUAUCUCAAUGAAAUUGUUGCCGUUCUCCAGACUAUCGCGUCAAACAGCGCGGUCAGUAAAUGUCGGUAAGGUUGUGUUCUAAAACCGUACCUUCUGAUACAAAAAAAUCAUGAAUGUAAGUAGGGAGGAGCAUAUUCUAAAUCUUAACUUCUAAGAAAUGGAGUUCGACCAAUAUUGUGCAGUUUGAACCGUAAAACAACGCUUAGGUUACACGAUUCUACUCGUUCUUUUCGUUAGUCUUAAUCAACCUUCAUUAAUUUCGGUUGAAAAAAGAGAAAUCUCUGUCGUUUUACGAUGGACAUUUGUUUUCGAAGAAAAUUUAUAUUAACGAUAAAUUAUCGUUCAAUUUAUCGUCGAGGCGACAAAUAAUUAUGAUAAAUGUUUUUCGCGCAUUUGUGCAUAUCACAUUUCGACAUCGACAUCGAAUAAUAUUUUUUCUCUUAAAAAAUAAUACAUAAAUUAAUCCGAAAAUACGUAAAAUAUUUUAUGCUCUACCGAAAUUGCAUUACUUGUAUAGAUAUCCCUAUCUUGUAACAUUUCUCCUAAGUUAGUAUGAUUUAAGUAACAGCAACAAUGUUUUUGCUUUUUUUUUUACUGGUUAUAAUGGCGAUUUGGUGUGAACCGAUAUAUUGUAAAUCGCGUCAAAAGUAUUUUUUCCUACAAUAUAAGCCUUUUUAAUAAAA